UUAUAUGGUGAAAUGGAUGAUUGGGACAACAGCGAUUACUUUGUUCAGCGACUGGAUUUUUCCAGCUCUGGUGAAGAGAGCGAAGACAGAAGCAUAAAUGAAGAGGACACCCCGAGCUCGAGCUCUGCCAGGAGCUAUGAGUUCCAGAAGUGGCAAGAGAGCAGUCCUCUGCCAGCAACCCCUCAGAGAGAGCUUAGUGAGACCUUCCUAAGCAGGACAAAAGCCUGGAUGAGUCCUUCCCUGAAGUCUUCCCCAGCUGUAAGUAAGAGCCGGGCUAAUGCUGAGACACCAUUGCACAUCACCUGGAAAAAGCUACAGCUGUGUGACACCCCAUACACCCCAAAGAGCCUGUUGUCAAAGACAGCCUUUCCUUCAUUUGGGACAAAGAUCCCACCCAAAGGCUUCCAACAUCUGAGAUUUACUCCUGGUGCUGACUCGGAUGACUCUACCAAAGCUGCUCAUGUCAACAUUAAUCCCUUUACACCAGAGUCGUAUCGACAAAUGCUCUUUCUUCCUAAUGGCAAGCGGAAGACCAGAGAAGAGCUCAAUCCUGAUCCAAGAAGCCAGAUGAAACAUGAGCUGCUUACACAGAGAUACCCUCUGAAAGAGAGCAAUAUGAUUUCCCGCUACCAGAAGGAGUUCCUGGAAAUAGAAAAAAUUGGCGUGGGGGAGUUUGGCUCUGUCUACAAGUGCAUCAAGCGCCUUGAUGGAUGUGUUUAUGCCAUCAAACGCUCCAAGAGGCCUCUGGCAGGAUCCUCAGAUGAGCAGCUGGCACUGCGUGAGGUUUAUGCUCACGCUGUCCUUGGACACCAUCCCCAUGUUGUGCGCUACUACUCGGCGUGGGCAGAGGAUGGUCACAUGAUUAUUCAAAAUGAACACUGCAAUGGUGGGAGUCUCCAAGAUGCGCUGCUGGAAAAUGCAAAGCUUGGUCAGUAUUUCCCAGAAGCAGAGCUGAAGGAAAUACUGUUACAAGUCUCUAUGGGGCUAAAAUACAUCCACAACUCUGGCCUCGCACACCUGGAUAUCAAACCUAGUAAUAUCUUCAUCUGUCACAAGCUGACAGUUGCGAGCCCUGCUGGGCAGGAAGAGAGUGACAGUGAAGAUGAAUUCUCUUCUGGUGUGGUGUAUAAAAUUGGUGACCUUGGCCAUGUGACAUCAAUAACAAACCCCCAGGUGGAGGAAGGAGACAGACGGUUUUUGGCCAAUGAGGUUUUGCAAGAGCAAUACUGCCACUUGCCAAAGGCAGACAUCUUUGCCUUGGCCCUCACAGUAGCUCUAGCAGCCGGCGCAGCACCACUGCCUCACAACGGGGCCAUGUGGCACCACAUCCGUGAAGGCAAUAUCCCACUGAUCCCCCAGGAGCUUCCACAACACUUUCUUGAACUCCUCAAGCUCAUGAUCCAUCCUGACCCAGCUGAAAGACCUUCUGCCACAGCUCUUACUAAACAUCCAGUUCUCCGUCCUUCACGUGGAAAAGCUGUGCAGCUCCAGAAGCAGCUAAAUGAUGAGAAGUGCAAGACUGCCAUGCUGGAAAGGGAACUUAAAGCAGCCCGCCUUGCCCAGACCCUCAUGAAGGACCAGCCUUUAGGAAGUGGCAAGUUGCAAGAGUCUUCUAAGCAAAACAGAAAGCGCCUGGUGGGAGGGAAGAGCUGUCGCUCAUUUAGCUUUACUUUGGGUUACUGA
Messenger RNA from Mesitornis unicolor (brown roatelo), 1683 nucleotides. RefSeq names its product WEE1 homolog 2 (S. pombe) (gene WEE2). The coding region runs from base 13 to 1683 and encodes 556 amino acids. The transcript has 11 exons. Gene Ontology annotation, molecular function: non-membrane spanning protein tyrosine kinase activity; ATP binding; magnesium ion binding. Gene Ontology annotation, biological process: mitotic cell cycle; protein phosphorylation; regulation of meiosis I. Lineage: Eukaryota; Metazoa; Chordata; Aves; Mesitornithiformes; Mesitornithidae. Gene Ontology annotation, cellular component: nucleus. The record is from RefSeq and is a predicted model, not a curated record.